Molecule: messenger RNA, 2515 nt
Organism: Linum tenue
Lineage: Eukaryota; Viridiplantae; Streptophyta; Magnoliopsida; Malpighiales; Linaceae
Source: the annotation of a GenBank genome assembly
CACCGAACUUGCCUAACGAAUAGCGGGAGCCGGGAAGUUAUACUUUCGCCCUCCGCCAUUGUCGCCGUUACCAAGCAAAUUGUGGUCUUCUCCUUCCCGCUUCGCCAGCGAGCACUGCAAGCAAAAGACCCUCGAGCGAGGAAAUCGCACUCAGAAAAACAAGCAAACAUGGCAAAAUUAGAGAUCCUCCUAACGCAAAAGAAAAAACUCCCUCUCUUCUGUCGCGGCGCGGGUUUCCCUUUCCGUUCGUUCUUUCCUCCACAUUCUCUGUGCACCGGCGAGAGGUAACUUCGAGAUUUCGACACGCCAGCAGGGCUGGAGAUAAAAGAUGAGCGUGAUCGACAUUAUCUUCCGAGUCGAUGAGAUCUGCAAGAGGUAUGACAAGUACGACAUCGAGAAGCAGCGGGAGCUCAAUGCCUACGGCGACGAUGUCUUCGCCCGCCUCUACGCCACCGUCGAGGCUGAUAUCGACGCCGCAAUGGGCAAAGCGGACAGGGCAGCAAAGGAGAGCAAAAGGGCUGUUACAGCUGCUCUGAAUGCAGAGAAUCGCAAGACCAAGGCCCGGUUGAUGGAUGAAGUCACCAAGCUCCAGAAGUUGGCUCGCAAGAAGGUGAAAGGGCUGUCCAAGGAAGAGCAGGCGAUUCGUGCUGAUCUAGUUCUCGCGCUGCCGGAGAGGAUCCAGGCCAUACCAGAUGGAACCACGACGGGGGCAGACCAGGGUGGAGGAUGGGGUGGUUCUGCAUCUCAUAAGAACAUCACUUUCGAUACUUCAGAAGAAAAUCUCAAUGAUGACUUCUUCCAACAGUCCGAGGAAUCUAGCCAGUUCAGACAAGAGCAUGAAAGGCGAAAACUGAAACAGGAUGAAGGUCUUGAUGUUAUAUCGGAUGGACUGGACACGCUAAAAAAUCUUGCACAUGAUAUGGGCGAGGAAUUGGACAGACAAGUUCCCUUAAUGGACGAGAUUGACACAAAGGUAGACAGAGCAAAUUCUGAGCUGAGGAAUACGAAUGUGAGGCUGAAGCAAACUAUAACUUCGCUGAGAUCAAGUCGCAACUUCUGCAUCGAUAUUAUUCUGCUUUGCGUAAUCCUGGGGAUCGCUUCUUACAUAUACAAUAUAUUGCAGGGCUGAAUCGCUUCUGGAGACUCUUGUAACACGAGCACCAGUUUGGAUCAAGCCCUUGGAUUAUUUAAACUCUAUAUAUAAAGCCUUCAUCAAUUACAAGCUCUCGAUCGGGCAAACUCAAAUGGUUUCCAUAGUUCACUGCUACUGGUAAUAUUUUUAUUGUACUGUUCCAUCGAUCCGCUAUCUGUCCCAACCGUUUCAAUGGAGUCUAUUAUUCUUCAUCAGUUCGCGUCAAAUGGACGAAUGAAGCAAGCAAGAGUGUAACGGCAAGAUAUGAUGUUUGCUUUUACUGUAUAUCAUCACGAUAGAAACGUGUAUGGUGUUCACAUAUAGUACUUAUGCAACUCUUGAUCACAGAAAGAGCUAGUAACUUGAUCGUUGCAGCGCGACACAGAAGCACAAUUAGCUAUAGCUGUAUUGGAUCGUAUUGUGUACGGUACGAUUAUAUCAAAAUUCGGUUUUGGGUUGGGAACAAAUAAAUAGAAUGCCAUAUUUCUUGAGUUGAUCGAUCGAUUACUCCCCCCCUGGUUUCUCCAUGAACCUUGUGGAUAUGCGUUCCAUCCCCUCUGUCUGUACACACAUUGUCUUGCAGCUGCAAGAUUCACUCCAGAUCAUACUUACCAGAGAAGCCGAAUUCGUUCAGCUCCAGGAACCCGAUCAUGGGGUCCAUCGCGUCCUCGCUGUAGAAUCCACCACUGCCAUCUUCCUGAUCAUGAGACUGCUGGUUUCCAUCGUUGUUGUUGUUCGACUUCUUGAGCGCUGGCGAGGAAAGGAAGUCGUUGAUCAACGUCUCCCCAUCGUCGCUAAGCUUCCUCUUCAUCCCGGGGCUGGUGGUGUAGUUGUCGUAGGAAGAGACUACUGUUAUCGGAGAGCUUGCCCCGAUGAAGUCAGUGGUGUUGUUGUUGUUGUUGUUACUGGUGGGAUUGGUACUACGAGCGUUAUUAUUCGCAGUUGUAGCGUCGAUGGAGGGCAAGGUCUGGCCGACGAGGAGGGAGGCCAGGACGCGGCAGUCCUGGUUGAGACAGUCUCGAAUCAUGUCGUUGUCGCAGUUCAUGUAAGACGGCGGAGGAGAAGGGCGCGGGUUGAGGUCCUGUUCCGACGACGACGACAUUGGCAGGAACCGGACUGUUUCCUUCACAGGGCUGCCUCCGGCGAGUUGGAGGUCGAAUGGGUUCUUGGUAAUGGCACCCUUCUGUCGAACUCGACACAGCACCCAGUCGUCCAGCACUAUUGGAAAAUUGCUAAAUCGGAUAAAGAUGCUAGAUGGUGUGUUCUAAUGCAUAUGAAAGGAAGGAAGGUUGGUAGGCAGGCAGGCAGGUAAGGCACAUAUCAUGCAAAGCCUAGAGAUAAUUAAACAAGGCGUUCACAAGGGGAAUGUAAAACAUAUUAUGA